GCGUCAUUUCGUGUCGUGUGCGCUGCCGAAAGCUCUCCGGGGGGAGAGCGCCUUCCCGGGGAGCGCCUGGUCGCGGUGUGACGGUUGGGAGGGACAUGGCGGCCGCGGCACUGAUUUCCAGCUUCAAAAGGUAACUUUAAACCUGGGAGGGGUGACAGAAAGUUAGAGACUAAAUUCUGUGCUAAUAGGGACUUCCACUAACAUUGACCUGAUUGUGUGCCACUCUCCGGGAGAAGGGAAUGGCUCUCAUUACACUGGAGGAUCUAGCAGAGUUGGAGGAAGAGGAUGCUGUCAGUGCCGCUCCUAGCAACCCCGAACCAAUGGAUGAAGAUGAAGAGCAACAUAACCAGCUCUUUGCUCAUUGGCAAAGUGUUGCCAACACACAUCAAGUGGACCUUCCUCGAGAAAUGAUGGGACCAAUUCAGCAGUUAAUAAGACACAACCAAGUGCAGGAGCACGUGCCCUACCUCCCUGGCACUCGCUUUGAGAAGUGUAAUGAGACUGCCUAUGAAGAAAGGUUAUACCCAGCUGGAAAAUGGGCAUACAUCAGUAGAAGUGAAAAGCUGUAUGAACAGAGCAUCUCCAUGGGGUUCAUGAAACUCAUGCGUUAUAUCUGCAGUGAAAAUUCAGCAGGUCAUCACCUUGGUAUGACCAUUCCCAUCAUCAAUGAGAUAAGGAUAGUCACAGAAGGGAAUUGCUUGACCCCAGAGGUGGUCACUGCCUACUAUCUACCAGCAGUGUUUCAAGACCAGCCACCACAGCCCAUGGAUCCAGACAUUGAAAUUGUGGAACGUCAACCCAUGAGUGUUGUCACCAGAGUUUUUUUUGGAACAGUCAAUGAGGAGAUCAUACUGCAGGAGAUUCAGGCUUUGACUGAUUUGCUGGGCACCACAGAUGCCUACUCGAGGGAUACCUAUAUUAUCGCUACAUACGAAAAUCCUUCUGUCACGCAACGAAGAAAUGAAAUUUGGUUUAUUCACACAUCCCAGUAACAGCGACAAGGCCUCACGACAAUGAUUGACAGGUUAUUUGAUGAUCUAGAGAAUUAAAUGGAAUUUCAGCAGCAAUCUAAACAUACCCAGGCUUCCUUUGGGGCUGCAUAUAUGCACCUUUAUAUAUCGCCUUUCACGCAGGGUAUUAUGGCGAUGUACAAGGACUACACUAUCUCUGGGUGCCAUUCACUCCUGUACCUUAAGGGAAUGCUCUUGCUUUUCUUGCAAUUUAGGAUUUUCUUCCUAUUCACCAUUUGCUUUGUCAGAUCCAGUUUAUCUUUAUCAUCAGUUUAUCAUCCAGGACUUGAUGUCCGCCUC
Callorhinchus milii (elephant shark) is the source of this 1310-nucleotide messenger RNA. RefSeq names its product heme-binding protein soul4 (gene soul4). Bases 240 to 992 code for a protein of 250 amino acids. Lineage: Eukaryota; Metazoa; Chordata; Chondrichthyes; Chimaeriformes; Callorhinchidae. The record is from RefSeq and is a predicted model, not a curated record. The transcript has 6 exons.